AGGAGAGCUUCACCAGCAAGCUCAUCAAGGAGGCGCGGAGAAAGGCGAAGGAGGACGCGGAGUCCGGGUCGAUAUUCAACGUGAACACGUACAAGAUCCCGACCCAGAAUUACAACAAUUCCGACCUGCAGAGCUACCUCCCGACGGUGAUCCUGGCGCGCCGCGCCUUCGACACGGCCGUCUCCCAGCUGAAGAACCCCCGCGUCAAUUCCUCUGACCCCUACACGUACGAGCUACUGCGGCAGCAGAACCGCAUCCCCCCCAUCCGCCUGCUGCGGAAGGACAUCUUCAGGGCGAAGAGCUGGCUCAGGGACCGCACGGGCAAGUUCGAGGCGGGCGACCGCGAGUACGAGCGGGUCAAGCGUGCGGUGGACGAGCAGGACACGCAGUGCCUCCUGCUCUCGAGGAGCGAGGACCAGGUUCUCAAGUCGUCGGUCAAGGUUGCGGUCCGCAACACCCAGGCCGUCGUGGACGCCAUCGACGACUUCCUGGACGUUCUGCCCCAGGAGGAGGUCGACACGGCCAAGCUCGUGGCCGAGACGAAGAAGAUCCAGUUCCUGCGCCUCCCGGCCACCAGGAAGGCCAACGCCACUGCGGACGGAGACGGCCUGAAGAAGUCCGUGAAAGUCGAGGAGAUCUCGCCCGGUGCCGACCUGGCCAAGCUCCGCCCCGACCUGGCGCCCAGGGACUGAGGAGCCGCCAGGGGGGAGGAGGAGGAGGAGGAGGAGGAGGAGGAGCCGCCGGCUGCGCUCCAGCUGGGGGGCCCCCGUUCGACGUCGAGAGCAGCCUCCGGGCCGCCGCCUGGCCGCUCGCGCGUGCGCGGGCGGCCGCGACGUCCGCCGCGCCGGCUCGACCACUGCCGCGCCCGUCUCGUCCGUCUCGUCCUCGCAGCGCUCCUUUAGCCCGUCUCGUCCGUCUCGUCCUCGCAGCGCUCCAGAGUCGGGGAAGCGUCAUCGGAGAAGAAACGACUGCAUAAAAAAAAACAACUUGUGGUGUCCGCGCGGAUUUCUUGGACCC
Molecule: messenger RNA, 1017 nt
Organism: Prorocentrum cordatum
Lineage: Eukaryota; Dinophyceae; Prorocentrales; Prorocentraceae
Source: the annotation of a GenBank genome assembly